This is a messenger RNA of Fraxinus pennsylvanica, 2025 nucleotides long. The record is from the annotation of a GenBank genome assembly. NCBI's taxonomy places the organism in Eukaryota, Viridiplantae, Streptophyta, Magnoliopsida, Lamiales, Oleaceae.
AUGGCUCAAUUGACGAAGGGUAGCGAUGGCGGGAGCUAUUGUACGGUGGGUGAUUACGUGGUGGGGAAGCAGAUAGGAGUAGGGUCGUUCUCGACAGUAUGGCAUGCACGACAUCGCGCCAACGGCACCGAAGUGGCAAUUAAGGAGAUCAUUAUUUCCAGGUUGAAUUAUAAACUCCGAGAGAGCCUCAAGUCCGAGAUUUUCAUCCUCAAGAAAAUAAAUCACCCUAACAUCAUUCGCUUGCACGACAUGAUCGAGGAAUAUGGAAAGAUGUACAUCAUUUUGGAGUACUGCAGAGGGGGUGACCUUUCGAUGUAUAUUAACCAACAUCAUGGCCAAAUCCCGGAAGCAAUUGCAAAACACUUUAUGCAGCAGCUAGCGGAGGGUCUAAAAAUUCUUCGUGAAAACAACCUUAUACAUCGAGAUCUAAAGCCCCAGAAUCUCCUCCUGUCCACGAAUGACGACAAAUCUGUUCUCAAGAUUGCUGAUUUUGGCUUUGCAAGAUCUCUACAACCUAGAGGCCUUGCAGAAACCUUAUGCGGUUCACCACUAUAUAUGGCUCCUGAGAUUAUGCAACUGAAAAAAUAUGAUGCAAAGGCAGAUCUCUGGAGUGUUGGCGCCAUUCUGUUUCAGCUUGUCACAGGUAGAACCCCAUAUACUGGGAACAAUCCGAUACAGCUGUUCCAGAACAUUGUAAAAUCAACUGAAUUGCAAUUCCCACCCGAUGUGAAGAAUUUGAAUCCUCACUGCAUUGACUUGUGUAGGAAAUUGCUACGCCGCAAUCCAGUGGAGCGGUUGACGUUUGAAGAAUUUUUCAACCAUCCAUAUCUUUCUAUGAGGCGGCCAGAUAUAUCAUUCAGGAACACAGAAGAAAGUUCACAAGAAGAUUGCUUUCCCUUCCAUAAAGAUGACUCCUGUGGGCCCGACAAGAGUCCAUCUUCUGUAGGGAGUUCAACCGUGAGAUACACAUAUGGAUUUUCUCUCGACUCAAAACCUGACAGGAGGGAAUUGUCUAAUAUCUUUAAUAAAAUGGAUCUUUGUUCCAAGUACAGUAAUUCCCACCCAUGUAAACCAGAAACUAUAGGAUCUGGUCUUGGCAGCUGCCAACUUUCUGAAGGAAACUUGAAAGAAUCUCUGAAAACCAGAGACCUUGGAUCAGUAAAUUAUAACUUAAAAGUUGUGGAUUUGAUGGAUUCAGAUCAAGAUUAUGUCCUCGUGUCCAUUCCCACAAUGGAGUCAUCAUCUGUACAUACCUCUAAGACUAGUUGUUUGCCUUCUAAAUCUGGUAGUUCGCCACUUGACUUUGGACAGGGAUCAAUCAACAUAGUAUACACUUCAGAACUUCCAUCAACUGAUUGCGUGACAAGGAUCAAGUCAUUGCAGAGUUGUGCAUCAGCCAUAAUUGAAUUAGUGACUGAAAAGAUUGAAGCAGGAGAACAUCUAGAUGCAUUCUCAAUUCAGCUUGUGAUUCUUGCCAUAUGGAAGCAAGCAUUGCAUAUUUGUCACACUCGAGCAGCAUCAGCCAUUGAAGGAAGUUCGACACAGGAGAUUACAGAAUUGAGGGUAAUCUCGAACGUGCAGCAUAAUCAUGUUGUCCAAGAGUCUCGUGACACAACUAACACUAAGUGGCUGGUGGAGACAUGUUCUCAAAUCGAGAGAGCAUUUCUAAAUGAAGUGGGAAACGCCGAGGAACUUGCUAAAGUAGUGGACACUGGAGAUUUUGAGAUGCCAGAUCCAAUGGAGUUGAUAUACCGAUCUGCCCUAUCUUUCGGCAGACAUGCAGCUGUUGACGAGUAUAUGGGCAAUACAGAAGUUGCCGUAACUUGUUAUUCAAAAGCAGUUCAGUUAUUGACAUUUCUUCUGGCUGAAGCACCGUUCCUCGUUCUAAACCCCCCUUUUUCUCUCAAAAGCUCAGAUCGGCAUAGGAUUCAGAAUUACAUUGAUGUCCUUAAUAAGAGGCAGCGUAUUUCAGAGUCACGAAGAGUGGCCAUCCUCAAGUAUGAGGAUCAGCCAUCCCCACCAUGA